AUGAAGUUCCUGGAGCAGGGCCAUUUACUCUCAGACCUGCAGCACGGCUUCGGACAGAACCGCUCGUGUUCUCGACUGCUCUCGACGGAGCAGUGGACUCGAGCAAUGGACGAGGAUGGUAGCGUCAGUGCCGUCUCCACGGACUUCAAAAAGGCGUUCGACAGCGUCCCACACAAACGCCUAAUCUACAAACUUUCUGAAAUUUGGCUAAGAGGAAGGCUGCUGACAUGGGUAACAGAUUUUCUUACCGGGAGAUCGCAAACCGUGUGCGUUGAGGCCUCAAGGUCAACUCCUAACCCCGUUCUAAGUGGUGUACCCCAGGACUCCGUCCUAGGGCCAUUGCUAUUCCUGGUUUACAUUAACGACUGCGUCGACGACCUGGGAUGCAGCGCCAUCAUGUUUGCUGACGAUGUUAAGCUGUGGAGACCCAUCAGAUCUUAUGCAGACACGUACGCGCUUCAAGACAGUCUCAACCGCCUAAACAGUUGGUCAGCUCGCUGGCUCCUCAAUUUUAAUGUGGACAAAUGUGUGGUCCUGAGACUCCGCACCAAAAAGACCAGUAAGGAGGACGAUUCCUUUCGAUACGUCCUGGGUGGGCAGCCACUUUCAAAUGUUGUGGAACAGAAAGAUCUCGGCAUCCCAAUGACCUCAUCUUUGAAACCAUCAUCACAGUGUAAAAGAGCUGUCAAAAGUGCAAUAGGGGUGUUAUUUGCGCUGAGGCGAGGAUUUGUGCAGAUCGAUAAACAGCUGUUCGGAAAAACCUAUGGGAAUUCGUCCGGUCUCACUUAG
Molecule: messenger RNA, 789 nt
Organism: Spirometra erinaceieuropaei
Lineage: Eukaryota; Metazoa; Platyhelminthes; Cestoda; Diphyllobothriidea; Diphyllobothriidae
Source: the annotation of a GenBank genome assembly